CAAAGAUGGCGGUACGGAAGAAAGACGGCGGCCCGAAUGUAAAAUAUUUCGAAGCGUCUGAUACUGUCUCGCAGUUCGACAAUGUCCGGGUUUGGCUGGGCAAGAAUUAUAAAAAGUAUAUUCAAGCAGAGCCCCCUACCAAUAAAUCUUUGUCAAGUCUGGUGGUUCAGCUGCUUCAGUUUCAGGAGGAAGUGUUUGGCCGGCAUGUCAGCAACCCUCCCCUCACUAAACUACCGAUGAAGUGUUUUUUGGAUUUCAAAUCUGGAGGAGCUCUGUGUCAUAUUCUGGCUGCUGCCUACAAGUUCAAGAGUGAUCAAGGAUGGAGGAGAUUUGACUUCCAGAAUCCUUCGAGAAUGGACCGCAAUGUUGAAAUGUUCUUGACUAUAGAAAAGUCUUUGGUACAGAAUAACUGUUUGUCCCGACCUGUGAUUUACCUGAGUUCAGAGAUAGAGCCCAAGCUACUGGGAAAACUGAAGGACAUCAUCAAACGACACCAGGGGACUGUGACUGAAGAUAAGCUGUCCAGCUCUCAUGUAGUGGUGCCUAUUCCUGCUAGUCUAGAGGACGAAGAGUGGGUUCGUCCUGUAAUGAAGAGAGACAAACAGAUGCUGCUACACUGGGGCUACUGGCCUGAUAGUUAUGACACAUGGAUCUCAGCCAGUGAGGUGGAGGCUGCUGUGGAGGAUCCGCCCACUGCUGAGAAACCCAGGAAGGUCCAUGCCAAGUGGAUUCUGGACCUAGAUCAGUUUAACGAGUGGAUGAAUGAGGAAGACUAUGAGGUAGGAGAAGGAUUACCGAGGAGGAAGAGAAUUUCAGCAAAGACUCUCACAGAUGAAGUGAGCGCUCCAGAUGAAAGGAAGGAUAAAAAACCCAGCAGUGCCAAAAAAAGGAAGCGUUCCCCGUCUCCAUCUCCUACCCCUCCACCACAAGAGAGCAAGAAGAAAAACACCAAGAAAGGGCCCACUACUCCCUACACUAAGUCCAAACGAGGACAGAGAGAGGAAGAACAGGAAGAUUUGACAAAAGAUUUAGAUGAACCCUCACCUGUGCCUGCAGUGGAGGAAGCAACACUACCUAAAACAGUGACUAAGAAGGACUCAGAUUCUACUCCAGUGAAAGGAGGCACUAUGACUGACCUGGAUGAGCAAGAGGAUGAAUCAAUGGAGACUGUAGGGAAGGAAGAAGAAGAAGGUUCUCUGAGUGUGAAAGGAGAACCGGUGAAGGGUUCGGACCUUCAUGAGGAUAAUGUCACUGAACAGACCCAUCAUAUCAUUAUCCCUAGCUAUGCUGCUUGGUUUGACUAUAACAGUGUCCAUGCUAUAGAGCGCAGGGCACUACCUGAGUUUUUCAAUGGGAAAAACAAGUCAAAGACUCCUGAAAUUUAUCUGGCAUACCGUAACUUCAUGAUCGACACAUACAGACUGAACCCACAGGAGUAUUUGACCUCCACAGCCUGCCGUAGGAACCUGGCUGGAGAUGUUUGUGCCAUUAUGAGGGUCCAUGCAUUCCUGGAACAGUGGGGCUUGAUUAACUAUCAGGUGGAUUCAGAGAGUCGGCCCACUCCCAUGGGGCCUCCACCCACCUCACACUUUCAUGUGCUGGCAGAUACUCCAUCAAGUCUGGUACCACUACAGCCUAAAGCAUCCCAGACUUCAUCCUCUCAACAGAUGCUGUCAUUCCCAGACAAAGUAAAGGACAAACCAGCUGACUUGCAGAACUUUGGGUUGAGGACAGAUGUGUACAGUAAGAAGAGCGGCCCAGCUAAAACUAAAAAUGCUGCCAGUGCCACUCGGGAAUGGACAGACCAGGAGACGCUGCUACUGCUAGAGGGUCUAGAAAUGUAUAAAGAUGACUGGAAUAAAGUAUCGGAGCACGUGGGAAGCCGCACCCAGGAUGAAUGCAUCCUCCACUUCCUGCGUCUACCAAUCGAAGACCCCUACCUGGAGGACAGCUCUUCCUCCCUGGGCCCGCUGGCCCAUCAGCCAAUUCCAUUCAGUCAGGCGGGGAAUCCUGUCAUGAGUACUGUGGCAUUCCUGGCCUCUGUGGUUGACCCUCGAGUGGCUUCCGCUGCAGCAAAAUCUGCACUUGAGGAGUUUUCUCGAAUGAAGGAGGAGGUCCCGGCUGCGUUGGUGGAGGCUCAUGUGCGUCGAGUGGAGGAGGCGGCCAGAGCAAGUGGGAGACCAGACCCUCUCUAUGGCCUGGAGGGCAGCGGCAUCGCAGGAACCGGCCUUGAAGAUGCUGACAAACCCUCUGAGGAUGGAAGUGAAGAGAAUAAGAGCAGUGAUGGUCAAUCUAGCCAAGAUAAAAGAGACAAUAAGGAGAGCAAAGAUGGAGCCAUUGAGGAGGAAGAAAAACAAGGAGAGAACGGCAAGAAAGAGGAAGAGAGAGUGAGAGAAGGGGAGACAGAGAAAGAGACGGAGAAAACAGACUCAGAAAUGGCCGAUGGCGAGAAGGAGAAAGAACGGAAGGAGGGAUUAGAAGAGGUUCAGAGGGAUGGAGAGAGUGAGGGAGAGAAGAAAGCAAAGGUGGAGAGAGAUGUAGGAGAGGGAAACUUGGCCACUGCCGCUGCUUCUGCGCUCGCUGCUGCUGCCGUGAAAGCUAAGCACUUGGCAGCAGUAGAGGAAAGGAAGAUCAAGUCUCUGGUGGCUCUGCUGGUAGAGACCCAGAUGAAGAAACUGGAGAUCAAACUCAGACACUUUGAAGAGCUGGAAACCAUCAUGGACAGAGAGAGAGAGGCACUGGAGUAUCAGAGGCAGCAGCUUCUUGCUGAUCGUCAGUCGUUUCAUAUGGAGCAGUUGAAGUAUGCAGAGAUGAGAGCCCGACAGCAACACUUCCAGCAGAUCCAACACCAGCACCAGAGCAACCAGCCUGCCAAUCAGUCUGGCAGUACUCCAUCUGUACCCCACCAGCCUGUCACUAACGCCUCUGCCCCGCCCACAACACAAAGCUCCGCCUCCGUGAGCACCCCUAAUGCCCACAGUGAAGCUCCACCACCUGCAUCUCACAGUUCUCCCCCCACCAACGCACAGACUGGAUCAGCGCAUGAAUCCAGCACUCAACUACCAGGGGAUUCGCUCUAUCCAAACGCCCCUGUGCCUCCAACACAGUAAAAGAAAUGGUGAGAUUUAAAGGGGAUCAAUGAUUCCAGAGAAGAAAAUGAAGGAGAUUAGAUAGAAAGCAAAAGAUACAGAGAUAAAGGGAGCGAUAUCUUCGUUUUUGUCACUUGCAUCAUUUUUGGGAGAAAAUGAUAUAAAUGAAUUCUUGCCAGUAUCUUGAACAUGACAUGAUUCAAAAUAAAUAGCUAAAGCUAAACACAGAUAACCUUUAAACUGACUGACAUAUAAAACAGAAAAAAAGACCUUAGGUUUGGACUUUUGGAAAGGUCUUAAAUCCAAAUCCCUGUUAAUACCCAACAAAAGCAAUCUUGACCCAAACAGCCUGCAUCCAAGUACCAGGCACAAGGCUCAGUAUACCCUUGUCCGUCCUCCAUUUUCAGUAACAUCACUUAACUUUGAGCCGAACCACAGGAUCCAGGAUACCUGUGAUCUGCACUCCAGAAGCAUCUCAAUGUACUUUAGGUACUCAAAUGGAAACAAACAUACAAAUUGCACUUUUAGAAUGUUUCCUGAAUCUUACUUUUCGGAGGGAUGAAGCAUAAAGUCAAAAUUAGCCCUGACUUAAUGUUUUCUUUUAACAACAUUCUUUUUAUCACUUAAUCUUUGUAUUUGUUUCAUAGAAGCACUCGAUUUGGAGUAAGUCCGAAGAGAAACUUGACUUUGUUAUCGUUACUUUGUAUGCGUGCGUGUGAAUGUCGGUUUUGCUUUUGGGACAGUGUGAAAGCUUCAGUGGUUUGGCCUGUUUUUAUGUACAAUUAGAUUUUAGCAUGAUAAAAAAGAGACAACAAAAUUGUAUUAAAUCUGUUUACUUUGUCUCUGACAACAUGUACUGUAAACCUGGAAAUCUGUGUGCACGUCAUUGCCACAAAAUAUCAUAAGUUACUAUACAUUUCUAACAGGUGAAAGUAGUUAUUUCAUUCUCAUCUCAUUGCAAUGCUUAUGAGAAAACUGAAAUAUUGGAGUGUAUGAUUAAUCAACAAUGAAAAAAGAAUGGGAAGCGCAGCAAGGAAUCAUAUUGGUUCCUUAACUCAAAUAGGGUUGAAUCAAUCAUUUUAGAAAGAUCAUAUCGCACAUUUUAGUAAUCAGUGUUCAUGCCAGAACUGAUGUUUCAGUUCUGAUUGUUAACCCUUGUGUGUCAAUUUUAAAAAGCUACACAGAGGUCCUCAGGGGACAAAAAUGUCCUUGUUAAAAACGAUCAUAAAAAUAUUAUAUAGUAAUAUUUGUUCUGCUUUCACUGACAUUGAUCAUUUUCCAGCAUCUGUCCUGAUCAUAACUACCAAAAAUGUAGUCAUUUUCAGGAUUUUAACUCUUAGAAUGCUAGUAAUGUUUACAUAAUGCCACUGGUGUUCAUGAGAAAAAUAUAUAUUAUACUAAGCAUAUGAUAUUGAUUAUUACAGUAUUGGAU
This is a messenger RNA of Sinocyclocheilus grahami, 4521 nucleotides long. RefSeq names its product SWI/SNF related BAF chromatin remodeling complex subunit C2 (gene smarcc2). The transcript is spliced from 26 exons. Gene Ontology annotation, cellular component: synapse. NCBI's taxonomy places the organism in Eukaryota, Metazoa, Chordata, Actinopteri, Cypriniformes, Cyprinidae. Gene Ontology annotation, molecular function: protein binding. The record is from RefSeq and is a predicted model, not a curated record. The coding region runs from base 6 to 3110 and encodes 1034 amino acids. Gene Ontology annotation, biological process: cell projection morphogenesis.